Messenger RNA from Batrachochytrium dendrobatidis JAM81, 1629 nucleotides. RefSeq lists its product as uncharacterized. The record is from RefSeq and is a predicted model, not a curated record. The transcript is spliced from 9 exons. Bases 1 to 1629 code for a protein of 542 amino acids. Lineage: Eukaryota; Fungi; Chytridiomycota; Chytridiomycetes; Rhizophydiales.
AUGCAAUAUAAGCAGUUCAUUUGCACAAAUACAAACUUGACCCGCGUAUUAGGUAAAGUUGAUGGCUUGGAACGCUAUGCAGUCAUAUCCAUACUGUAUCUGGAAUCAGAGCUACAAAACUGUGUAUCUAGUGUUUUGCAAAUCACAAACGAAGAUCCCGCUGAAAUUAUCGACACAUUUGAAACCAUUGCAGACUCGGAAAUGUCACAAAACCAGUAUAUUGAAACCGAGCGUCAGGAAAUAUACAACACAGUUGUCGAGGUCAAAGCAGUGAUUGAAGAUAUCAACCGUCAAAAACAAAAAAAUGAGCAAAACUACAAGCCAAAUCAGUCAAUGCACAUUAAAUUGCAUCAGCUAUUAGAGUCAUUACAACGUAGGUUUGACAAGGAUGAAUCGCAGAUAUUGGAAUUGAAAAAAGAUAUUGCAAAUCUGUGUGGUGAUGCCUUGGUCUUAGAUCAGACACACAUUCAAAAUCCAUGGAUAUACAUUGAUGGAAACAUUCAAAGAUUCUCUACCAUCAAAUCUGUUGAUGCGCUUUUAACUGAAAGAUGUCAGCUGGAUUACCAAAAUCUUGUAGAUUGGUAUUAUAAUCAUUUGCACCAAUUGAGUUUGACGUAUGCUCAAGUAAUACAACACAAAUAUGGUGGAUGGACAUCGUCAGAGCAUAGUCGAUAUGAAAAAAUAAAUGAAGAGUAUCCUUGUGAUAUGCGAGGUAGGUCGGCAUUGUUUUACGAUCGUCUUAUUCUCGAGUUUCCAAAACUGAGUUUGCAUAAACUAAAGGAGCAUGAAAUGUGGACCAUAAAGCUGACUGCAUUCAAAAACCACAAGCGUAGUAUUGAAAUAGCGUUUGAGGCUCGCAUGAAGGAAAUCGUUGCAUUAACAGUGAAUCAGUUUAUGGAGGCAAAGCAGAUUUAUCAAGAACAAUCCGCUAUACUUGAGCAAAAAGAGGCUAAUUUGCAAAAAUCUGCAGCAAUUCAAAAUAGAAUAUGCAAAUGGCGCAAUGCACGCAUUCAGCAGUUGAAGAUUGCAGCAGCAAAGCGACAUGCAGAAAUGGAGGCCCAACUAGAGUUAAAUCGCAUUAAAUUUGAACGAGAAGGAUAUCGUCGCGAAUCUGACAAAGCAAAGCUACAAGAGUUUUUUGAUAAAAAACAGAGAAUCAAGGAAAAAGAAAUGGAAGUUUCAAAAAAAGCUCAACAGCGUCUUAAUGCACAAAAAGCUGUAUUGCAGCAGAUAAAUGAAGAACGUAUCGAGUUUAGAGAAAAUCAAAGAAUUCAGAGAUUAGAGGACAAAAAAAUGUCUGCCUUGCAAGUAAAGGCCAGACAGGAUGCGUUGGAACGACAACUGGAUCGAUUGCGUGCAACUGUUGCUGUAGAUAUCCAAAGUGAUUGGAAUAGAAUCAUGGGUGAUACCAUUGCAUUUGCCGAAUCAAAAAAAGAUUUGAAGCAGCCAGAAUGGUUCAAGAACAACAGCUUUACUAUUGAUCAGAUCAUGAAAGAUAAACGUGCUCAAAUUUCACAAGUGUUGCAUAGCCAGGGACUACUAUCAAGCAAGUAUGCCAGUCAGGUUCUUACUGCUAUACAGCCUAAACACACUCGACCAGACCAAGCCACCACUAUCAAGCUUGGUUAG